Lolium perenne is the source of this 3610-nucleotide messenger RNA. RefSeq lists its product as uncharacterized. Lineage: Eukaryota; Viridiplantae; Streptophyta; Magnoliopsida; Poales; Poaceae. The record is from RefSeq and is a predicted model, not a curated record. Gene Ontology annotation, cellular component: plasma membrane. Gene Ontology annotation, molecular function: protein binding; cysteine-type peptidase activity. Gene Ontology annotation, biological process: proteolysis.
UGGUACUACUUAUGUACUAGUAGUGUGUGCCUAUAAAAUCCGUGCCGAGGAAUUCUCUUGGUCCUCACAGAUACUAUCUCGCUCAGCUUUCUUCUCCAAGGGAUGAUUUUCAGUAGGUUAUCUCAAUUGUGUGAAUGUUUAUCUGAAUUCCAAGUUGCUACAAGAUGGUUUAGUGCUGCCAAGCUGCAUGCCAUCUGAACUGAAGACUAUCAGGCUUCUGAACAAGUUCCUGAUACUGGGGUUUGCUUAUCCAGAAUAUAUCAAAAAUGUCAUUCUCAGUGAAUAUUAUAUGUAUAUUCAGGGGCGACUGCUUCUUCCGAUGCCACUAGCGAAGUGAUAAUUUUCAGUAGUGUGAAUGUUCUUCUGAAUUCCAAGUUGGCACCAAAUGGUUUAUCGCUCCCAAGCUACAUACUACCUGAAUUGAAGAGUACAACUUCUGAUCAAGUCGCUGACAGGGGUGUGCUUAUCCAGGGUAGAUAAGAAAUGCCUUUCUCAGCGAGUAAUCAUGGAGCGCCUGCAAUGAUAGGGGCACCCUUGUAUAAGGUUGCUCCUGUGACAAAGAUUUUAGUGGAGCCAUCCAAGGCAUUAAAGUCUCCUUUCUUGGUGAAACGGCAAUCACUUUGUAGACCAGAUGCAAAAAUACUGGAGGAUUUAUAUCAUGCUACUACCAGUAAUACAUCACCUAUAUGGCAGCGGGAUGAAGAUAUUCAGAAAUUAGUGAAGGUUAAAGAAAGCAUGGACAGCACUUGGUUAAAUUUUGUUGUUAGCAACAUGAGGAGACAGGAUGCUCACGAUUUUAGGAAUACCAAGUGUCUGGGUUGGAGGCACUAUGUUGAUUCAGAAUGGACGGAACAAUCAUUCAGUGCAUCUCCAGAUCCCGUGGAUCUAAAAAAUCUAUUUUAUCGUGGAUCAAUUCUGUAUAAUGCUUCACAAUCACAUAUGGUAUUCAUCCCAGUCUUUCAUGACCAACAUAAUCAAUGGACUUUGUACGCUUUCAACAUGUGUGAUCAGAAGCUCAGUAUUCUGGAUUCUCUACAAGAUAAUAUCGAAGAUGUUACUGACCCUGCAGAGCGUCACCAGAAAACAAGAUGCAAUGUUUGCGAUGCACUUACCAUAACCAUGAACUUUGCAAUUGAUUUCCGUAGCUGGGAGUACCAGUUUCCCAGAGUACCUAAACAACAGGACAACUGUGAUAGUGGAUUUUUCGUAUUCAAUUUCAUGCGUUUGUGGGACGGCUAUCAACUUGUUCGAUGGUUUCCGACUGAAUCAAGGGAGCUGCGGAAGGAUUUUCUAGCAUAUAUACUCUCUUGCAAGGAUAACAAUGUAUAUCUGCUCAAUGAAGUUUCUUUGAAGAUUAAAGAACUUCCUGGAGAGAUGAUGGAUUGCAUAUUGCAAGAGGUUGGGAGGGAUGAUGCUAGACUUAGUACUGGAAAUCAGGGAGAGCAUGGCGGUGUUGGUCCAUCAAAUAAUGCACCAUCUGAUCAUGCAAUUAACAUUGUCGCAGAGCCAGAGGUAUCUACAGAAAACUCCAUAACGCUAGAUAAUGCUCAUUCGAGUUCCAGUAGAGAAGCGUCUGCAGUGUCGAGUGCUCCUGAUCCUACAUUAGCAUCCUCCGAUUUUCUCAGUACAUGGCAGCGAGUCACCUCUGAUGGGGACGGGUUGCUCCAUAUUGCUGCAAGGUUUGAAAAUUAUAAACUAGUGAAUGACAUCUUGUUGAACCAUAAAGACCUAGCAAAGGUGCUCUUGUUAGCAGUGAAUAACAGAGGAGAGACACCACUCCACUGUGCGGCUGCUGGAGGGAGUGAGAAAAUGGUGACACUUUUUUUGGGGUAUGAGUCUGAAAGGGAUACAGAUGAAGUUAUUGCCAAGCUUAUGAGGGCCCAAAAUCUCAAAGGAGAGACAUGCUUACACGAGGCAGUGCGCCAUGGAAAUGAAGACAUUGUAAACAUACUGAUUUUAAAGGCCCCCCUAGUGGUGCAGAUGGUGGACAAUGAGAGUGUAUCUCCACUAUAUUUGGCUACCACUUUACGAAGGACUAAGAUCGUUUCUAUCCUCACAGAAAGGCCAUACAAUGCGGCAUCCUGUGCAGGCCCUGCAGGAAAAACAGCAUUGCACGCUGCCGUGGUUCUCCUAGACAAAGGGCUGAUUAAGACUCUCUUGGAUUGGAAUGCAAGUCUUACAUCACAGAGAGAUGAAUCUGGGAGCACCCCUCUGCAUUUUUUGGCAUCACUCUACUUGAAACGUAGGGAAAAUAACAUUUUGGAAUUCUUCUGCAUGUUUCUGGGUAAAGACCCACUUUUUUUGGCAGACUCAGGUAUCGUAGAACUUAUUAUGGAUAAAGACCCACUUUCUCCCCUGUACGCGGACUCUACAGGAUCACUCCCCAUACACAUCGCUGCUGCACAUGGUAGACUCCUUACAGUAAUAAAGUUGCUUAAAGAGUGUCCGUACUGCGACUCAUCACGCAAUGCUUCCGGCCAGACAUUUCUUCAUGUUGCAGUCGAGAAGAAAAAGCCUGAGAUAGUACGUUAUGUUUGUAAACAAAAGAAAAUUAAAAGAAUUCUAAACGCGAUGGAUCAAAAUGGGAAUACAGCCCUUCAUCUGGCCGUACUUAAUGCAAGUGAGGAUGUGGUAAAUAAUUCUCAUGAGGCUGCCGUAAAUAAUGCAAGUGAGAAAAUUUUCUGCACUUUAAUGCGGAACAGUGAUGUUGACCUCAAUUUUGCUAACAAGGAGGGGCACACACCUCUUGAUCUGGCAUUCUUGAGCCUUCACCCAAAAGUGAUCUCCAUGAAGGGGCUUCGGGAAUGGAUAUUUUUUGACUUGUUACACGGAAAAGGUGAUUUUGGUGUCUGUAGUUGGGACCGCCUGGCUGGAAAUGUCGUUGAACCAGACUGGGAGAAGGAAUCGGAAAGAGUGGGAAAGUCAGCGUCUAUGCUGGCCGUGUGCGCCGUACUUAUUCUGAAUGCAGCACUCUUGGCGCCCUUCAACGUGCUCAAGCAGAUGGACACAAGCACGACCUUUAAUGUGUUUGCUUUCCAGACAUUUGUGGUUUCCGACUCCAUCGCGUUUGUUUGCUCUGUAGCGGCCACGUUUUUCUGUGCGCGUGCUGGUUUUGCCAUGUCAAAUGGGUGGGCGCGCCUGAAAAACCUGAUUACUGGGACAUUUGCCCUUGGUAUUGCAGCCCUGGCGUUGAUCAUCACUGUGGCUCUAGCACUCUUCCUUGUGUUACCUGGGGGUACUGGGUUUACGCCCAUUAUUAUUGCAGGCGCGGUUUUUUUUCUCCACAUGUUCUUGAGCUUCGUGGGAUCCUGGAUGAAAUCCACCUAUGGUCAUCUGAGAGCUAUAUGGGCCCGAGCUGGUACUCUACGACUGAUCUGCAUCCUGCUGUUUCAGCGCAGUGCUAUACUGCCAGUGUGGGUAGUUCCUUCGGGAUCGACUAGUUUGAUAUGGUCAGUAGCAUUUGUUGUCGCUACAUUUGGCAUAACAAUCUCGGUUAACAAAUUUGGUGGUGGGCCGUAAUUAUGUGUUAAGAUUUCCCCCUCAUUGUUGGUAUAAUCUCUUUCCCAGUCAACUUAUCAAUAAUGAAUACUGAAACGUUGGUACAUCUUGA